This is a messenger RNA of Triplophysa dalaica, 1205 nucleotides long. RefSeq names its product non-compact myelin associated protein (gene ncmap). The coding region runs from base 282 to 725 and encodes 147 amino acids. Gene Ontology annotation, biological process: regulation of myelination. Gene Ontology annotation, cellular component: Schmidt-Lanterman incisure; paranode region of axon; plasma membrane. Gene Ontology annotation, molecular function: structural constituent of myelin sheath. The transcript has 4 exons. NCBI's taxonomy places the organism in Eukaryota, Metazoa, Chordata, Actinopteri, Cypriniformes, Nemacheilidae. The record is from RefSeq and is a predicted model, not a curated record.
UAUGGCACGUCGUGUCUACCUCACUGUCAAGGACUGAAACUAUUUUUCCACCUUCACUUUGUUUCCCAUUACAUCUAAAGUGAAUUUUCUUUCAUUUUACCCAUUCAGAUGCAAUUUUCAGUCGUGGAUUAUUCAGUUUUAUUUGUUCUAAGUUGUGUGAGUAGGGUUGACUGUGUGGACUAUGCUCACCUUAGCCGAUUAAAGAAGGGGGAGUGGAGGAAUUGAUUCUGUGGAGGGUGAAGCUCCACAGCCGACACUGAUCGUACAGAACAAUUCUAAAGAUGCAAAGGAACUCUACGACAUCUAUGCCCCUGAAUACCACAGCAAUCACCAAAUCGAAGGAACAAAUCCUUACCCAGAGCUCCGGAGCCAUGAUAGCUGUCAUCGUCAUUGGAAUAAUCAUCAUUCUCACAUUUUUGCUCAUAGUUCUAAAGACGUACAACAGGAGGACCCAUGCAACCAGGAUGCUGACAGGAAACUCCUCUAAACCCAGAAAGAAAUCUUCUACUAUCACAAAUACAAACCUGGCCAUGAGCAACAUGGGGCCAGGUUCAGCCAAUGGAAGCAUCAUGCAGUCUAACUCUAACACACCUUCAGAAAAUGGAUUUCGCAUACCACGGGUGAACCUUAGCAACAUGAAUCCGAGUAACGGGGAACAAUUCAGCACCACAAGUGGUUCAACCAUAGUGACGAUACAUGACAUGCCACCAAUGGAUAACACAUAGCAGACAUCCUCUGGAGUCACAUGUGUAAAAACACUCACACAAACAUGAACAAAUCUGUGGAACAGUCCCAUGGAAAAUGAGCCUCGACCCACUGUUGAACAUUCACUGCACGACCGGGUCUUGUGGAAGAUUGGGGACCUGCCAGAUAGGCUUGGAAAUAAAGAAAACUUUAAGAGAACCCAUAUAUUAUAAUGAAGGACAUGAGGAAUACUAAAUUCCAAACACUCGAUAUGAAUAUAGUUUAACGCUUCACACUGAAUUUGUUGAUCAAAUAUAGUGAAAUAUAUUUUGUAAUCUAUAUUUUCUGCAGUGGGCAGAAUUACGAUGGACCAUGCUUUCCCUCUGAAAGCCAGAAUUCAGUCAUAAUGUCCAGUCCAUUUUUGUGUAUUAUAGCAUUUGCACUCUUAUAGUAAAGUCCUUGUUGUCCACAAACACAUUCAAAUGUUUGGCCAAGCUAAAUAUAACAUUUAAAUGUAAUAA